CAUAUGAGAACUCAUACGGGUGAAAAGCCGUUUUCAUGUGUGACCUGUGGAAAAAGUUUUAGUGAAAAAGGUCAUUUAACUCAGCACAUGAUGAUUCACACUGGUGAAAAGCCUGUUUCAUGUGUGAACUGUGGAAAAAGUUUUAGUCAAAAAAGUAAUUUAACUCAGCACAUGAAGAUUCACACUGGUGAAAAGCCUGUUUCAUGUGUGAAUUGUGGAAAAAGUUUUAGUCGAAAACAGGAUUUAACUCAGCACAUGAUUAUUCACACUGGUGAAAAGCCGUUUUCAUGUGUGAAUUGUGGAAAAGCUUUUAGUCACAAACAGCAUUUAACUCAGCACAUGAUGAUUCACACUGGUGAAAAGCCGUUUUCAUGUGUGAAAUGUCGAAAAUGUUUUAGUCACAAACGGAUUUUAACUCAGCACAUGAUGAUUCACACUGGUGAAAAGCCGUUUUCAUGUGUGAAAUGUGGAAAAAGUUUUAGUCGAAAACAGGAUUUAACUCGGCACAUGAUGAUUCACACUGGUGAAAAGCCAUUUUCAUGUGUGAAUUGUGGAAAAAGUUUUAGUCAAAAACGGCAUUUAACUCCGCACAUGAUGAUUCACACUGGUGAAAAGCCAUUUUCAUGUGUGAAUUGUGGAAAAGGUUUUAGUCAAAAACAGGUUUUAACUCGGCACAUGAUGAUUCACACAGGUGAAAAGCCGUUUUCAUGUGUGAACUGUGGAAAAGGUUUUAGUCGAAAACAGAAUUUAACUCAUCACAUGAGGAUUCACACAGGUGAAAAGCAGUAGAAGUAUUUUCCAUACAUGUCCUAUAUUGAGGUUCACUAAAGAACUGAUUUGGUUUAAAACUAGAAUGAAAGACUGGAGGGGUUUCAUGUCUAUAAAGCUGAAAGUUGUUGUAUUUGUUAAAUGUGUUCAUUUGGAUACUUGGAGAUGUGCAACCAUGACACAUUUUCCUUCAGAGAUGUUU
Messenger RNA from Xiphophorus maculatus (southern platyfish), 970 nucleotides. Its product is annotated as gastrula zinc finger protein XlCGF57.1-like. Gene Ontology annotation, biological process: regulation of transcription by RNA polymerase II. Gene Ontology annotation, cellular component: nucleus. The transcript has a single exon. The record is from RefSeq and is a predicted model, not a curated record. The annotation marks the transcript as partial. Lineage: Eukaryota; Metazoa; Chordata; Actinopteri; Cyprinodontiformes; Poeciliidae. Gene Ontology annotation, molecular function: RNA polymerase II cis-regulatory region sequence-specific DNA binding; DNA-binding transcription activator activity, RNA polymerase II-specific.